Trypanosoma grayi is the source of this 306-nucleotide messenger RNA. RefSeq lists its product as hypothetical. The record is from RefSeq and is a predicted model, not a curated record. NCBI's taxonomy places the organism in Eukaryota, Euglenozoa, Kinetoplastea, Trypanosomatida, Trypanosomatidae. The coding region runs from base 1 to 306 and encodes 101 amino acids. The transcript has a single exon.
AUGGUGAGCGCCGCACCGCUGAGUCUCGCACCUUCACACGCCGGCGCCACGCAUUCACGCAAGUGCAACAGGGUUGGUGCGCAUCGGAAGGGGCAGGCAGUCUGCGCCCCCUCGAGCACCACUCCCGCCCAGUACGCCCUGGCAAGGCACUUGGUGGCACGCACCGCCCCAAUAACGUCACCCCGCAGCGGCGGCUCGGACGCAGACGAGGCCUCUGGCAGCCCAGCGGGGUUCACACAGCGAUGGGACCACACUUACCGCAAGGCGGAAUUAAAGCCAAGCAUCACGCCGCUCUACGGCCGAUAG